Nycticebus coucang (slow loris) is the source of this 5384-nucleotide messenger RNA. RefSeq names its product histamine receptor H3 (gene HRH3). Gene Ontology annotation, cellular component: plasma membrane. Gene Ontology annotation, biological process: adenylate cyclase-activating adrenergic receptor signaling pathway. Gene Ontology annotation, molecular function: histamine receptor activity; G protein-coupled acetylcholine receptor activity. The transcript has 4 exons. The record is from RefSeq and is a predicted model, not a curated record. Lineage: Eukaryota; Metazoa; Chordata; Mammalia; Primates; Lorisidae. Bases 2379 to 4454 code for a protein of 691 amino acids.
UGUUCUCCAAGAACGAACCGACAGACUGGGGCUCAGUGUUGACUCUUGCUGGGCGUCAUUCAGGGGCAGCAGCAGCGGAUGGGCCAGGAGGUGGGAGUCUGCGGGUCUCUGAUGUGGCCACUCCAUGUGUGCUGUCACACCCACUCUGGGGUGGCCUAUGACAGGCUUGCUAAUGUCAUGUCUUCGGGGUGGAUGCAUUCUAGUGGGUGUUUUCGUGUGAUCCAAAACCCAGCAGGCUGUGCCCACGGUCACGUGGCUAUCCACAUGGCUCCAGAGCUCCUUGUCUUCAUGUCCAGUCCUUUUCCUGCCAGGAUAUUGGCCACUACCCCUCAAUACACGAAUCACCCUACCUGAGCUACAUUUUUUUCCCACAUGAACUGCUCAACUGGAAUAGCCACUCCUGGAGACAGUCCCCCUGAGCAUGACGCUUGUGGACAGCCGUGUGCAGACCUGCCCCAUCCCCACUGCAUUGCCUUGGCCAAGCCAGACUCCUGCUCUGCACACAGGAUACCAAGCUCCUGUCUAGGCAGGGCCAAGGCCCUGUGAAUGGGUGCUAGUCACACUGGUCCGCUUGCCAGCCUCAGGGCUGGGCCAGGAGUGUGGCCAUUGAGAGAGUGGGCUCUGGGCCGUAUGUGACUUCAGGCAGGUGGCUCAAUGGACUUGCCUACCUUUAGGGGACUGAUGAGGCCAUGCACUUAAGUGUCACCUCCAGUCUGGCAUACUGGGUGUACGCACCUCCAGGGUCACCACCAGCUCUCUGGGCCACGUAUAAAGGAAGACCUCAAGGCUCAGAGAAAUUCAGUAACAUCUGAAGGUCACACAGCUGGGACCAGUGCCAGGCUCUGAAACCCAGGCCCUCCUCAAACUUCCCAUGAGGGUGCAAGGAGGUGACAAGCAGGACACAGUGUCCCAGUGCUAGAAACACUGUCAGCCCUGAUUGUGAUGGGCAUUUUCUGUCACCGUGGCAGUCAUCUACAGUUGCCCAAAAUAGCUGUGGGGCAAGUGAGGCCUGGGCUGCCCCACCAGCUACUGAAGGGCAGAGAGACCACCAGGAAAGCUCCUGCUCCCAGGGUCAUCUAGACAAUUGUGGGUCACAGGUGAGAAGUGGAGAGGGAGGGAGAAUGGCCAGGUAGGACUAUAGACCUUUUCAUUUUUGGCCCUGCUUGGGGUCCCAAUUUAUGUUCCCCAUUACAGGAUAGGGACACCGAGGCCCCAGCACCAGUGAGGGAGCAAACGGGGCCCCUCCGCGCUGUCCAGUUCCAUCUGCUGAGGCCUCUGUGGGGGGACGGAUCAGGGGCACUGUCUGUGGAGCUAGCCUCUGGGGGUGGUCAGGGAGGAACAUGGUCUGGGGGCAGCACCACGCAGCAGGGAGCUGCUGGCUGGGGAUAGGCUCCCCCAAAAGGCUGCUGGCUGGUGAGGCUGAUGGCUGGACCCAGUCCUGCAUCUCCUACCUUGACCACUUCCUACCUUGACCACUAGGGGCCGGGGGGAGGAGGAGUGGGGUAGGUUGAGGUGGACGCUGGUGGAGGGGUAUGAACACAGCCAGGUAGUCAGGGAGGACUUCUGGGAAGAGGAAGAGCUGGAAUCCAAACCCCUCCCCCACAGCAGGUGCCUAGAAGCCAGAAAGUAGCACUGGCUGGGGUCUUGGAUCUGGGGGUUCCUCUCUAUAACCAGCCUGAGGAGGAAGCCCAGCCCCACACUCCCCAAAGCUCCCAGGUGCCACUCUGGGCGAGGGGAGGGGAUCAGGAGGCUGCUGUGAGUGUGGCCGUGCCUGUUGCCAGUACCUGGGGUCUUCUCUGCAGCUCCUCCCACAGCACCCGCCACUCCCACACACCCCGACAGACAGGUGCGGUUCUGUCCCCUUUGAAGCACCUCUGAAGUGCGCUGCUCUCUCCCAGGGAACCGCCCCUUCCCUGUCUUCUGUCUGAUGUAUCCCAGCCUUGGUGUCUGUGUGUCUGAGUGUGGGCGUGUCUAUCUGUCUUCCGUGCGCGUCUCAGGCAGAAUAUGUCCUGGACCCUCAGAGGAAAAUGAGCACGUGUGUCUGGGGGUGGGGCACUGCCUCUCCCCAUCCCCCCAUCCCCUUCUGCAGGUGCCAACGCAGCCGCCGCUGCCCUGGUUGUGCCCAGCUCAGUGACCUCGUCUGUCUGCUGCAGCAGUGACCGCCCCCCGUGCCGCCCACUGGGGCCACCCGCCGCCGGGCUCCGAGGUCACCCUGGACCCUGCGCUGGGCCCUGCCCGCAGGAACACUGAGCCUCAGGGGCCCUGCAUAUGGCGGGUGGAGUGGACCCCUGGUCUGGGCACUCGCUCUCGGAGACCCCCUCCCAAUCCCUUCCCUUCCAGACGUUCAUUCCCCACCCCCAGACCCACGUUCCCAAAGCAUGAAACGAGAAGGGCGCGGCAAGGCAAGUUACCCAGAGCACGGGAGGGGGCGCCUCCCCUACACCCCCACCCCAGGUUCCCACAGGCAUCCGGACUCCCAGCAAGGGUCCGGCUGGGGUCACCAGGGUCGAGGGCACGGGGAGGCCAAGCAGGCCAGGGACCGGCUUCUGAGUGUGAGGGCCGGCCGACCGCAGGCAAGACCCCAGACCCGGACAUGCCGGGCUGGGCUCGCCGCCCGCCGCUGUGCGCACAGGGGAUGGGCUCCAGCCGCCCGGCGGGCACGCGGCGCUGUCCGUGGUGCUGCCGGCGCCGGGCGGGGCGGGAGCGGGGCGGGAUGGGGGCGGGGCGAGGGCGGCAGCCAAUGGCGGGGGCGCUCCCCGGGCGCGGGGGGCGGCGGGCUGGGCGCGGGGCGCACCCGGUUGCGCGCUGCGCUCGGGGUGCACGGUGGCGCCAGCAGAGGCUCGGGCUCCGGCUGCGCUCCGGCUCCUCUCCAGCUGCGGCUGCCUCGCCGCUGGCCCCCCUGGACUCGGAAUCCGGCCCGGCGCCCCAGGCACCGCCCGCCCGGCUCCGGCCCCGGCUCCGCGGACCAUGCGCCAGGCGCAGUCCGGGGAACCACACCGGGCCGAGAGCCCGCAAAGACGAGACUCCCGGGCCGGAGCUCCUCCCGACUGCCCGGCUCUCGAACUGCACCCGGCCCCGCGUCCCGGCGCCGCGUGAACCUGCGGGGCCAUGGAGCGCGCGCCGCCCGACGGGCCGCUGAACGCGUCGGGGGCGCUGACAGGCGAGGCGGCGGCGGCGGGCGGGGCGCGAGGCUUCUCCGCCGCCUGGACCGCGGUGCUGGCUGCGCUCAUGGCGCUGCUCAUCGUGGCCACGGUGCUGGGCAACGCGUUGGUCAUGCUUGCCUUCGUGGCCGACUCGAGCCUCCGCACCCAGAACAACUUCUUCCUGCUCAACCUCGCCAUCUCCGACUUCCUCGUGCCUUCUGCAUCCCUCUGUAUGUGCCCUACGUGCUGACCGGCCGCUGGACCUUUGGCCGGGGCCUCUGCAAGCUGUGGCUGGUGGUGGACUACCUGCUGUGCACUUCCUCUGUGUUCAACAUAGUGCUCAUCAGCUACGACCGCUUCCUGUCGGUCACCCGAGCCGUCUCCUACCGUGCCCAGCAGGGCGACACGCGGCGGGCAGUACAGAAGAUGCUGAUGGUGUGGGUGCUGGCCUUCCUGCUGUAUGGACCAGCCAUCUUGAGCUGGGAGUACCUGUCUGGGGGCAGCUCCAUCCCUGAGGGCCAUUGCUAUGCUGAGUUCUUCUACAACUGGUACUUCCUCAUCACGGCUUCCACUCUGGAGUUCUUCACACCCUUCCUCAGCGUCACCUUCUUCAACCUCAGUAUCUAUCUGAACAUCCAGAGACGUACCCGCCUCCGGUUGGAUGGGGCCCGAGAGGCCACUGGCCCGGAGCCCCCACCCGAGGCCCAGCCCUCACCACCCCCGCCGCCCCCGGGCUGCUGGGGCUGCUGGCAGAAGGGGCAUGGGGAGGCCGUGCCACUGCACAAGUGUGGGGCAGGCGAGGCUGGGCCUGGUGCUGAGGCUGGGGAGGCAGCCGUGGCCGGCAGCGGUGGGGCGGGUGCCGUGGCCUCACCCACCUCUAGCUCUGGCAGCUCCUCCAGGGGCACUGAGAGGCCGCGCUCACUCAAGAGGGGCUCCAAGCCGUCAGCGUCCUCAGCCUCGCUAGAGAAGCGCAUGAAGAUGGUGUCCCAGAGCUUCACUCAGAGCUUCACCCAGCGCUUCCGGCUGUCGAGGGACAAGAAGGUGGCCAAGUCCCUGGCUGUCAUCGUGGGCAUCUUCGGGCUCUGCUGGGCCCCAUACACACUGCUGAUGAUCAUCCGCGCAGCCUGCCACGGCCACUGCAUCCCCGACUACUGGUACGAGACGUCUUUCUGGCUCCUGUGGGCCAACUCGGCUGUCAACCCUGUCCUCUACCCCCUGUGCCACCACAGCUUCCGCCGUGCUUUCACCAAGCUGCUCUGCCCACAGAAGCUCAAGCUCCAGCCCCACAGCUCCCUGGAGCACUGGAAGUGACCCCCGCCCCGCCACCCACAGCCACACCCACUCACCUUGGUGUCCUGGGUGGCCGGGCCAUGAUGCCCCACAGUGCGCCACGCCUCGUCUGAGCACGCCUGGCUGGCCUGCCACUCACAUCCUGGCUCCACCCUAGGAGGGACACUAGGGGGUCCCAGCCAUGCCACCCUACACCCACAGACAGCACGGUGGCCAGUGGUGUCUGCCCUUCACACAAUUACUGGUUGGUGUUCUUCCCGAAACACAUGCUUGGUGUGUGCCCCUCACCUCCUGCACGCGCACACCCCUGCACACACACACACCCACGCGCCGUCCUUCUCCCCAGACGAGCCCGGACGCUGGCUUGCUGCUGUCUCUUGCUCUCUUGCUCAAGUCUAGGGCCUGGCUCCCUCUUCCCUCCAACACUCUCUGCCACCCUUGUCAAGUGGCCUAGGGUCCGCGAAGCUGCUCUCUGCUUUUCCAUUCUGGGUGUUUUCAGGAGGAUGAAGAAGAAAACACGUCUGUGAACUUGAUGUUCUUGGAUGUUUAAUCAAGAGAGACAGAAUUACUGAGGAGCUCAGGGCUGGAUUGGCAGGUGUGGCUCCCACGCCCUCCUCUCUCUGCCGUGCUUCCGGCUGAGCUGUGCCAGCUGCUGCUGCCCGCUCCACCCCUGGUGGCUCUGAGUGCAGCCAAAGCCUGACAUACUGUCCUGGCCAGAGCCUGCCCCUGACUCUCAGCUGCUCAACCAGGACUUCUUUGGGGUUGUUGGAUAGAAGGGGCCGGCUGUGCUUUCAGGGUCCUGAGGCUGGCAGGGCAGCCAGCUGGAGAGCAGCCCAGGGAAUGCGGAGGAGGCCAUGACCAUGUCCUGUCACCUGUGCCAGGCACCCUGCAUGCCCCACGGCCAUGUGCCCGCUAUUCACCCUGCAAACUGCGAGGUUACAAUAAAGUGUA